CUGUUCUUUUCUUCUUUUGACUUUCUCCACAACUCGAGUUCGUUCUUAUUCUUCUUCUUCUUCUCUGGGAUUUUAUGAAUCUUUGAAUUAUCAAAUAAAUCAACUAAGUAGAAGGAGAAAAAAAAAGUGGGAAAACAAUUAAUUGAGAAAUGGAAAGGAAGAAGGAAGAAGAAGUAGGAAAGGUGAGCGUGAUUGAAACAUGGCUGAGGAAGCAUCGUUUGGUAUACAUUGGAGCUACCAGACACCCUUUUAUUCAUAGCAUUCGAGAUGGCACCGUUGAUCUCUCUUCUUUCAAGCUAUGGCUGGAGCAAGACUAUAUAUUUGUCAGGGCAUUCAUCCCUUUCGUCGCCAGUGUCUUGAUCAAAGCUUCCAAGGAGUCAUCUGCUGAUGCUUGUGAUGAUUUAGAAGUCAUUUUGGGCGGUAUGGUUGCACUGAAUGAUGAAUUGAAUUGGUUCAAGAAAGAGGCUUCAAAAUGGGGUGUUUCGCUGUCCAAUGUUACCCCUAAAAAGGCUAACCUCAAAUACUGCAGACUUUUGGAGAGACUAGCAAGCCCAGAAGUUGAAUACACCGUGGCAGCCACAGCUUUCUGGGCUAUUGAAACGGUGUAUCAAGAUAGCUUUGCUCAUUGUCUGGAAGAAGAUUCCAACGUGCCUGAGGACCUAAAAGAGACUUGCAAAAGGUGGGGGAACGAUGGUUUUGGGCAAUACUGCGCCGCGCUCCAAACCAUUGCCGAGCGUUGUCUGGAAAAAUCAUCUGAAGACGAGCGCAAGAAGGCCGAGGUAGUAUUCUUAGACAUCCUUGAAAAUGAAGUUGAAUUCUGGAACAUGAGCCAGAAAGAUCAUGUAUAGCUUUAGUGAGUUAGCCGUGAAUAAAAUGUGAUCAGUUGUAUCCUUCGCAGUGAGUUUCUUCCUUUAAUAAAGUGGUCUUUCUUUUUGAUAAAUUCCAUUUGUUUUUCAGCAUUAUUGGCUUUCUUUGCUGAAAAUAACAGAGGGCCUAUAGCCUUGAUUUUGCCAAGAUUAUAAUCAAUAUUGCUAAAUUAACCCAAUAAAGAAAAUGAUAAUCUGAUUUGCAACA
Oldenlandia corymbosa var. corymbosa is the source of this 1074-nucleotide messenger RNA. The record is from the annotation of a GenBank genome assembly. Lineage: Eukaryota; Viridiplantae; Streptophyta; Magnoliopsida; Gentianales; Rubiaceae.